AAUUGUCUGUUCAUCUUUCAGAAUUCGAUUUCGCAUGUGCGGUCUAAGUGUCAACUCUUGCCAAAGCUGAGGUCACGAUUAUUUUCCGCUAAAUUUACGACUUUCAUUGCGUGAAGAACUUCAUUUCGGGACGAUGGCUGAUCGUGAAGAUAGCGUUUACAAAGCUAAAUUAGCUGAGCAGGCCGAGCGCUACGAUGAGAUGGUGGAAGCCAUGAAGAAGGUUGCCGGUCUCGAAGGAGAACUAUCAGUGGAAGAAAGGAAUCUUCUCUCUGUUGGCUACAAAAAUGUGAUCGGCACAAGAAGAGCAUCCUGGCGCGUCAUCUCUUCGAUCGAGCAAAAGGAAGAAAUGAAGGGUGCCGGUGAAAAGCUUGAAGUUAUCCGUCAAUAUCGUAACAAAGUUGAGACCGAGCUGAAGGAGAUCUGCGCUGACAUUUUGAACGUCCUGGAUAACAAUUUGAUCCCUGCUGCAACAACCGGUGAAUCUAAGGUUUUCUAUCACAAGAUGAAAGGCGACUACAACAGAUACCUCGCGGAGUUCGCCUCCGGAGACGACCGGAAGAACGCCGCGGAGAACGCGCUUCAUGCGUACCGUGCCGCGUCCGACAUCGCCAUGACAGAGCUGGCGCCUACUCAUCCGAUCCGACUCGGACUAGCGCUCAAUUUCUCCGUGUUUUACUGCGAGAUCCUCAACAGCCCCGAUCGGGCGUGUCGCCUGGCGAAGGCCGCCUUCGACGACGCCAUCGCCGAGCUCGACACGCUGUCGGAGGAGUCGUACAAGGACUCCACGCUCAUCAUGCAGCUCCUGCGAGACAAUCUGUCGCUGUGGACGUCCGAUAUUCAAGGAGAGAAUGCUGACGGUGAAACACAAGAAGCAGUUGUUGCAGAGGACGCAACGGGUGUCGCCGCUGCCGCCGUCGAGGGUGCCUCAUAAUUCUGCGCCGCGUGAAAAUUCGCUUGAUCGAUUACAUGACAAAAGUCAGUUUUGAUCGUGAUUCGCCUGCUUUGUUUCCUUCCCCCUUGAGAAUCGCGCAUAAUAAUUGCCCGCCUUUUGAUCUCCCGCACGCGGUUUCGCAGAAUCUCAAGAUGCCGACUUGCGAUCAGAGACACUUGACUCGGUGUCGCAUUUUCGUCGUGAUUGUUCCUUUCUUUCUAUAUUAGCGGCUGGCCGCUGACGACACACAAAAGCUCGUAAUCCGCUCGGUGUUUUAUUGUUUUUUGUUUGUUUUUGUUCUUCACACGAAAUGAAAAGAACAACUUGCCAUUUUGA
Notodromas monacha is the source of this 1267-nucleotide messenger RNA. The record is from the annotation of a GenBank genome assembly. Lineage: Eukaryota; Metazoa; Arthropoda; Ostracoda; Podocopida; Cyprididae.